This is a messenger RNA of Otolemur garnettii (small-eared galago), 1219 nucleotides long. RefSeq names its product hematopoietic SH2 domain containing (gene HSH2D). Gene Ontology annotation, cellular component: cytoplasm. The transcript has 5 exons. NCBI's taxonomy places the organism in Eukaryota, Metazoa, Chordata, Mammalia, Primates, Galagidae. The record is from RefSeq and is a predicted model, not a curated record.
UAUGACAGAGGCUGGAAGGCUGCCCCCACCGCUGCCCCCACCGCUACCCCCACGACUAGACUGGUUUGUGCACACCCAGGUGGGCCAGCUGGCCCAAGGCGGGGUCCCCGAGUGGUUCCAUGGUGCCAUCUCAAGAGAGGAUGCUGAGAACUUGCUGGAGUCACAGCCACUGGGAUCCUUUCUCAUCAGAGUCAGUCACAGCCAUGUGGGCUACACACUCUCCUACAAGGCCCAAAGCUGCUGCCGCCACUUCAUGGUGAAGCUCUUGGACGAUGGGAGUUUCCUGAUGCUGGGGGAGAAGGUGGCUCACGCCUCACUGGACGCCCUAGUCACCUUCCACCAGCAGAAGCCAAUUGAGUUGCACGGGGAGCUGCUGACACAGCCCUGUGGGCAGAAUGAUCCAGCAAACGUGGAUUAUGAGAAUCUCUUCCUUUUCUCUAAUUCAUUGGCUGAGGAAGCUGCCAGCCCCACCCAAAGCCCAGCAUCAGAGGAACAUCAAAGGCUUUCCUGCUGUCUUGCCUGCUCUUGAUUUCAGGCCUCUCCAAAGCCAGUCUUGCCCCAUCAGCCAGAGGAAAAGAAGCUAUCAGCAGAGAUGGACAGAGUACUCAGAGAGGAAGCCUCUUCCUCUUACCUCCUGAAAUCCUCUCUUCGAGACACACGCCAGAAACUCUGGAGGAACCUCAAAACGCUCCCCGAGAGGGGCAAGAGGGUCCAACAACAGCUGAAGUCCCACCUCAUGGCUGUGAGUUUGUCACCACUCUGGGCUGCUGGAAAAUCAGCAGUGACCCAUGGCUCCAGAGACAAGGCCAACAGCCGGAAGCACCCAGGUGAUGCCACCAGGGAGGACAAUGUCUGCAGGGCUACAUCCCUUAAGAGCCCCUUUUGUUCCCAAACUCCAAGCGACAGAAAUUUCCCCUCCAGGAAGACCAAGUGGUCGGUCAGCUGGGACGAGGUGAGCCCAUGGGAUAGGAACUGGAACCAAUCAGUAGUGAGGGCCCUGUCCUCCCAGGUGUCCAAGCCGGAGUUGCAGGACUUGGCAGAGCCCCAGGAGGACUGGCUUCCAGAGGAAUACCGCCCGCCACCACCCUUUGCCCCUGGGUACUGAUAAAGAAGGGGUUCACCCCAGCUCUAGGACCCUUGCUGUCAUAGACUGCCACACUCCUGGGUGUCCUUGCUCCGCCACAGCCCCAUACCAGUCCUCAGGAACUCAGGAAAUACA